This is a messenger RNA of Lactuca saligna, 789 nucleotides long. Lineage: Eukaryota; Viridiplantae; Streptophyta; Magnoliopsida; Asterales; Asteraceae. The record is from the annotation of a GenBank genome assembly.
AUGGUUGAUGCGGAUUGGAAGCCCUCAAUGGGUUUUGUUUACGGGGGGCUUAAAGUAGCAAAAGAAGAAAUUAUGAAAGCUUUGGGUGGUAACGAGAAAGCUUACAAGCCUAUUAUAGAUAUCAUAAACCACAAGAUGAAAGGUAGGCUAGAUUCAAAAUUACAUUUAUCGGCUUAUCUUUUGAAUCCUUAUUAUCAUUAUAAGGAUUCCCAACUCCAACAUGAUCCCUACGUAAUGGAUGCGGUUCUUGAAUUUUUUGAUACAUUACUUUGUGGAGAUUUUGAGAUGCAAAGACAAGUUGUGAUGAUAGAUUUGCCAAAAUACAAGGAAAAAGUUGAUAGAUUUGGAUCGGAUCUUGCAAUUAAAGGUUGUAUGGUGAACAAUGCCGACUUCUAUCCGGAAAGAUGGUGGGGACUUUUUGGUGGCUCAACUCCUCAUUUGAAAAGGAUUACAAUGAGGAUUCUUUCUUUAACAAGUAGUUCAUCGGGUUGUGAAAGAAAUUUGAGCACGUUUGAAGCGAGAAAAGAUAGGACUUUGGAAGUGCUUUUAGCAAAUGAUUCUCAUGCAGCUCAAGAAUUGAUGAUAGAUGGAGAUGAAUUUGAUCCCGAAUCAGUGAUGGAAGCAAUUGAUGAAGCUCUUGGGACUAAUAAUAAUCAAGUACCCCGUAAAAGUUCAACACCGAGAGAACUUUUUGAUGAAGAUUUCGAUUCUGACAAUGAGGAGCAAAUGUUUGAAGAAGAUGAAUAUGAAUCGGAUGGAGUUAAAAUAGUGGAAGAACUUGAAGAUUAA